Messenger RNA from Nelumbo nucifera (sacred lotus), 2885 nucleotides. Its product is annotated as zinc ion binding protein. Lineage: Eukaryota; Viridiplantae; Streptophyta; Magnoliopsida; Proteales; Nelumbonaceae. Gene Ontology annotation, biological process: DNA integration; protein phosphorylation. Gene Ontology annotation, molecular function: protein binding; nucleic acid binding; protein kinase activity. The record is from RefSeq and is a predicted model, not a curated record.
UUGCAGAGAAAGGAGAAAAAUGGAGGUGCCUCAUAGAGAGGUGGAGCUUCCGGAGUGCCCAGUUUGUCUGCAAAUUUACAACAGUGGAGGCACAAUCCCUCGCGUACUAUCAUGUGGUCACUCGGCGUGCGAGGCCUGCCUAGGGCAGCUCUCUCAACGGUUUCCCAACACAAUUCGCUGCCCUGCUUGUACCCAGCUCGUCAAAUUCCCCGAAGCCCAAGGCCCCUCUGCGCUCCCCAAGAACAUCGACCUCCUCAGCUUCAUUGACCAACAAAACCCUGAUCCCAAUUCUUCACAAUCACACAGAAAGACCCAAGACAAUCCCAACAGAGGGAGUGCUCGUGAGUUCCUGCCUCGCUUGCCAUGGUCUGAAGAAUUCUACUCCACUUGGAAGGAUUGGGUUCUUCCAUUCGACGCCGUUUCGGUGGAAGAUAGAGGUGAAGAAGGAGAUGAAGCUCCUUGUUGUUCCUUACUUCAAGGAAGAAUUGCCUCCUCUUCGUCGUCGUCGUCCUCGCCGCUUCGGUAUUGUUUUCUCAGACAGAACCAAAAUGUCAGUCUUUUUCGUGUUGCUUUUUCAUCUUCGAGUGCUUCUGAGUUUAGUUUUAGCUAUACUGCUAGAAUUAUGAUAGCUUUGAAUAAUUUGAAAGAUGGGGAAAGAACUGAAUUGGGUUUGAUCUUGAGGACCUCCUUGAGGCAGUUUCGAGUGUGUAGAGUUUAUGGGUUAUGGAUGGAUUCGAAAACUGGGUCUGUUUCUUUGGUCUGUGAGAGGCUGAAUGGAGAUUUCUGGAAUAAACUGGAUGGGUUGAGACAUGGACUUGUUGUUGAAGAUUGUGGUGAUCCCGAUAAGGAGGAGCAAGGUUUUAGAACAGAUGCUGAGCUUUCUGGCUUUUUAAUGAUUGGAAUGGAUCUAUGUGAAGCAGUGAUGGCUUUGCAUUCAGAGGGAUUAGUUAAUGGAUGUUUAGCGCCUUCUUGCUUCAGUUUUGAUGAUUUAGGUCGCAUCUACGUUGACCUGAAUGAAAUUUUGGUGAUGGGAAGAAGAAUGUGGAAGUGCAUUGCAAACUUUGCUUCUGGUAGACAGGUUACCAACAAUUUGGAAACAGAAGAUAGAUUUACCAAUCUAUCAAAGGUCCAAGAAUUUGUGAGCCCAGAGCUACUUCUAGAAUUUCUGCAGGGCCGGUGUAUGGAUGCAGACUGUGAGAGCUUAGGUUAUUCAGUUGGGUAUGGUUCAGAUAGUUGGUCUUUGGCUUGUAUCCUGGUCAGGUUUCUUGUGGGGGGUAAAUUAACUGAAAAGCUAUUCAAAGAUUUCUAUAACUUAUUUCAAACAGGGAGGGAGAAAAUCUCUACUGAAUACUUGGACAUGUAUGAGGGCUGGACAGAGAAAGUGGGCUCUGUUUUAGAAACAUAUUUGGGUACAAAAUUUGCAUCACUGCAGAAGAUUCUCUGCAGAUGCUUUGCUUUUGAUCCAGGGAGUCGCCCUCAUGUUACUGAUGUGUGGAGAUGCAUUAGAGAACUGCUUGUUGCACCCAAUAUUGAUAUGCUGGUCAGUUUGGAGGUUGCUAUUGUCAAGGAGGAGUACACAGUCCAUUGCUUGAUUCUAGGAGACUUGUGCCAUCUGUUUCCAGAAACUGUAAAAGGAUCAGAAAAUCAGAGUAGGAAUGACUUGCAGGGAAGUGAUGACAGCAGUGGAACUGAUGCAAAUAAAAUUAGGGAUGGAAGAAUUAAUGAAGAUCUUGUUGAGGAUCUGUUAAUGGGUACUUUAAAAUCCAUCAAUCUGAAGGGUCACCUUGAUUGCAUCUCGAGAUUAGUCAUUGGAGGGGGUUUCUUGUUUAGCUCCUCUUAUGAUAAAACACUCCACGUGUGGUCCUUGCAGGAUUUUACUUAUGUACAGUCCUUUAGAGGUCAUGAGCAUAGAAUAAUGGCUGUAGUAUUUGUUGAUGCUGGCAAACAAUUGUGCAUAAGUGGUGAUAUUGGUGGUGGCAUUUUUAUCUGGGAUAUUGGCAGUUCUCUUGAACAAGAACCAUUAAAGAAAUGGUAUGAGCAAAAAGAUUGGCGUUAUAGUGGUAUUCAUUCCUUGGCUAUUUCUGGAACUGAACACCUAUACACUGGGAGUGGAGACAGGUCAAUAAAGGCAUGGUCGCUGAAGGAUUACACCCUUACAUGCACUAUGAAUGGUCAUAAAUCAACAGUUUCUUCGCUAGCAAUAUGUAAUGGGGUUCUUUAUAGUGGAAGUUGGGAUGGAACUAUUCGCUUAUGGUAUCUUAAUGAUCACAGUCCUCUGACAGUAUUGGGAGAUGAUACACCUGGAAAUGUGGCUUCUGUCUUGUCACUUUCAGUAAACCAUCAUAUGCUUGUUGCUGCUAGUGAGAAUGGAUGUCUAAAGAUGUGGAGGAAUGAUGUGCUUGAGAGAUCAAUACAAAUUGAGAAUGGUGCUAUUCUUGCCAUUGAGUUGGAGGGUCAAUUGCUUUUUGCAGGAGGUUGGAAUAAGACUGUUUAUGUACAGGAGAUAUCGGGAGAUGAACUUCAAAUAGAUACGCAAAAAAUUGGCUCUAUUGCAUGCAGUUCUGUUAUAACUGCAUUGUUAUAUUGGCAAGGGAAACUUUUUGUGGGAUUUGCUGAUGGGACUAUCAAGGUCUACUGUCAUGGGCUGUGAUUAAAGGCUUAUCAACUGGGACAAAUACAGAAUAGGAUGAUACUAGAGGUUAACAUUCAAUUCAGACAGAGAAUGCUGGAUAGACAUCAUGGAAAAACCAAUAUGUCAAAAAAAUCUUUCGUAUUUAUUUUUGUGUUUUGAUCACCCAGCAACAAAGAUAAGCUGAUUUUGUAUAAAAUAAUGUACAGAAAAUGUUAAUAGACAUUGUAUAAAUAAAAUAUAGAAAUUAAUAGAU